This is a messenger RNA of Arctia plantaginis, 306 nucleotides long. NCBI's taxonomy places the organism in Eukaryota, Metazoa, Arthropoda, Insecta, Lepidoptera, Erebidae. The record is from the annotation of a GenBank genome assembly.
AUGGCACCUGUAGAAACUACUGAAAGUUUGGAAGCCAUGGAAAUUUUAACAUCAGCACAUUUAAGAGAACAAUAUGAAAGCAUUCAUCGGCGUAAUCCUGGUCUAUUUUGGGACACAGUCAAUAUGGAUAACCCAGAUGAAGCAGUAAAAAAAUUGCAACACAUAAUUCGAGGGAUUGUCAAAAACCAAAGUAAUUUACAGCCAAUGUUUGACAUUGAUUUCCCAAACCUUAGUGAUUACCCAUCAGUUCAAAAAAGGCUGGAGAUCAUUCGUCAACAAAUAGCUCCUCAACAACUGUUCUAUUAA